Ipomoea nil (Japanese morning glory) is the source of this 2263-nucleotide messenger RNA. Its product is annotated as transcription termination factor MTERF5, chloroplastic-like. Gene Ontology annotation, molecular function: double-stranded DNA binding. Lineage: Eukaryota; Viridiplantae; Streptophyta; Magnoliopsida; Solanales; Convolvulaceae. The transcript has 5 exons. The record is from RefSeq and is a predicted model, not a curated record. The coding region runs from base 96 to 1649 and encodes 517 amino acids. Gene Ontology annotation, biological process: regulation of DNA-templated transcription.
AACACUCCUCCGCUCUCAAUCAGAUUUUUCCCCUUUCUUCAAACUGCAAAUAUCUUCCAUGUUCACAGACUGAGAUACAACCCAGCUCUACAGCAAUGAUAUCCUCUAUGCAGCACGUCCGAUGCCCCGGGCUUGCGUUUCUUGAAACAACAUCUCUACCCAUUAAUUAUCCAGUAACAGAGUCGAUGAUGUCCUGUAUCCAUGUCCGAUGCCCCCCCAGGCUGUGGCUGGGCCUUGCGUUUCUUCCAAAGACACCUUCACUCAUUAGAAAUAGGGUGUUGUUUCCUCGAAAUGUUUUCUCUUGCCCAGCAAAGUUUGCUGAAUCUGAGCUAGAAGGCUCUUUUAGCUUCAGGACGGUGCCCCCAAACCUGGUAGCAGCAGAGAAAGAAGAAGCCAAGGCGGUGUUGACCUUAUUUCUGAAGAAACAAGGCUUAAGCAAUGCAGGUUCGGCAAGAAUUAUAAAAAAAUCAGAAGCCUUCAUUGAUCACCUUGUCUCACGGCUUCACUCCAUUCAUAAGUCUCAUUAUCUUGUUGGCAGGGAACUUACGACACUUGAGAUCAGGGAUGCCCUUAUCCCGUACCUUGAAACCCUUCACGAGGAAUAUGGAGACAUUCUGGUAGAUGUUGUAGAAAGCUACCCCAACCUUCCCGUUAAAGUUGAAGAGAAAGAAGAAGAAGAUAUUCAUAAGCCUCCUCUUCCAACUACACCAUCUUCUCCCCCUAGUACUAUCCUCGAUUCCAAGAAGCUUAAGGCCUUGGCUCGUGUGACUGAUCCUGGUCCAAAAAGGAAGCUCCCUUCAUAUGUUCCAUACCUCGCGGAGCUUGGAAUGGAUCUCGAAUUGAUUAGAAAAAUUACGCGUAAAUUUCCAGCAUUUGCUUUCUACAGUUUGGAGGGAAAAAUUAAGCCAGUGGUUGAAUUUCUUCUUGAACUCGGAAUACCAAAAUCACAGGUUGCCACCAUUCUCACCAAGAGACCUCAACUUUGUGGAAUCAGCCUCUCAGAAAAUUUGAUUCCCACCAUGACAUUUUUAGAGAACUUGGGAGUAGACAAAAGGCAAUGGGCAAAAGUUAUAUACCGAUCCCCUUCACUUCUUACUUACAGCAAGCCAAGAUUGAAAGUGACUGUUGACUUUUUGUACGAAAUGGGUCUAUCGGCUGAGAGUGUGAGCAAGGUUCUAACUCGCUGCCCAAACAUUAUUAGUUAUAGCGUGGAGGACAAACUAAGGCCUGCAGCAGAGUACUUCCGUUCCUUGGGGGUUGAUGUUGCAACUAUCCUAUAUCGAUGCCCUCAAACUUUUGGUCUAAGCAUCAACACUCAUAUAAAGCCCACAACAGAAUUCUUCGUGGACAAGGGGUACAGCGUGGCAGAGGUUGCGAGUAUGGUGUCAAAGUAUGCCGCCUUGUAUACUUUUAGCUUGGCUACAUUGGUCUUGAAAUGGGAUUUCUUUUUGACCAUGGGUUAUCCAAAGUCGGAAUUGAUCAAGUUUCCUCAGUAUUUUGGUUAUAGUUUGGAAGAAAGGAUCAAGCCUAGGUAUGCCAUUAUGGUAGAUAAUGGCGUGAGGCUGUUAUUGAACCAGUUGCUGUCUCUGUCAGAUGACGAGUUUGACAAAGCUUUGAAGAAGAAACUGAAGAAGCUAGAUGAAAAUUAGCAUUGCUUGUUUUCUCGUGGGAAUGAAUCACAAGAAACUAGCUCUUAUAUGGAAUUUAGGCUUCAGACGUGUUCAUGUAAGUAAAUGCCAACAUGACGCUUUCUGGUGAUAUGCAGUUGGAGAAAACUGAUUGAAUGCACUUUUCCUAUUUGCAUUAGGUUGCGAGAAACUGUCAACAACAACUGGCCUGAAGCCUUUUUAACCUUCUAAUCAACUGGUUUCUUGCUAAACGGUAAGUGUUCUCUCCGGGAGUUCAACACUAAGAAAGUAAGAAAAAGUAUCCACCACAUAUACGCCAUUGUUUUCAGGCAUAGCUUCUCUGUUGUAGCUUUGAUAUAUGCGAGCCAUCAUUGUUUUCUUGGUGACAGAAACCAUGGACAAAGGCAAAGUGAGUGACUGGGUGAGAGUUGGAAAAUCUGGAAAUUUUCAUCAUGUUAUGUAGCCUAGUCAUAUGAAUGUUUACUUCCUUCAGCUGUAUGAUAUGAUGUAUGUCCACUAUUGACUUGAUGUAUCUUGCAAAUACUCUAACAGUACUGUUGAUGAAAUUGUAGUUAAUGGAACUUGAAUAAUGCAAGUACUAGGUUGCAACUAGCAAGAGUUUUGCCCCUGAAUCA